Messenger RNA from Thunnus maccoyii (southern bluefin tuna), 3302 nucleotides. Its product is annotated as serine protease 23-like. The transcript has 2 exons. The coding region runs from base 420 to 1841 and encodes 473 amino acids. Lineage: Eukaryota; Metazoa; Chordata; Actinopteri; Scombriformes; Scombridae. Gene Ontology annotation, biological process: proteolysis. The record is from RefSeq and is a predicted model, not a curated record. Gene Ontology annotation, molecular function: serine-type endopeptidase activity.
UUCUCUCUGUAAAUAGCGUCACAUCUAAAUUAAUUUAUUUUUAGUUGAAGGCAUCGCUGUCCUGUACUGUGCGUUUUUUCUCCACAUAAUAAAAAUAUUUGCGGAAUCCGAGAGAAAAAAAAAUCUCUCCACGUGGCUCCACUUUUAAAAUGUCAUCAGAUGCUUCAUUCAUGCACCUUCACAGGCUCCCCCCUCUGUCUGGUUGGUCAUCACUGUGUUUAUUCUGCAUCAGAGUGGGAUGUAGAUCCCGCACACAGCUUCUCCUUGCGAUUUUUUUUUUUUGUUUUUUUUUUUUUGAGCCCAGGAAAUGAUGGAGUCCAGUCUGCUGGAAGUCGUUUGGAUGGAGUGUCUUUUUUAUUAAUGAGAAGGAGAGCGUAUUCUGGAGGUUGUUGGGGUGUUUUGUGAAUGUUUGCAGUGGGAUGGGCCUCAAACAUCUCCUGUGUUUGCUGCUCUGUGCGGCUGCCCUGACAGUUUCAGGAGUUUUUGGUGAAGAUGAGAGUGACGAGGCGUUCAGGUGGAGCAGUCAGAGCCUCCCGAUGCUGCUGGACACAAACACCGAGCUUUUAAGCAAACCUUUGUUCAGAGGGCAGGAGGAGGAUGAGGUGAGAGGGGGGAAGAAGACACUCUGUGGGAUAGAGUGUCAAAGCGGCCUACCGCCUAUAGACCAGGCUGAGCAAGAGAGGAUUCUGGGAUAUGAGACCAUGUAUGAGAAUGGCACACGCACACGUACAGAAAUCACUUUGCUUGGCUUUAACAAGACAUCUACGACUAUGACUGCCCACGCUCAGUCACGUUCUCGCAGGAAACGGCAAAUUUACGGAGCAGAUGGCCGCUUUGUGAUCUCCGACUCGCACUUCGUUGCCAACUACCCUUUCUCCACUGCAGUCCGCAUCUCCACAGGCUGCUCUGGAAUUCUAGUUUCCCCAAAACAUGUGCUAACAGCAGCUCACUGCAUCCAUGAUGGCAAGGACUACCUGGAGAGUGCCAGAAGGAUCAGAGUAGGAGUGCUGCAACUCAAGUCCAAAGGAAGAAGAUUGGGUAGAAGGAGAGGAUUCCGGAAGAGGGUUGGGAGGAAAGGAGAGGGGGAGACAGGUGCGGAGCAGAAUAGUAUAGAUGGAGUUGUAGUGAGAGGGAGAAUGAGAGGCAGGAAGCACAGAGGAAGAAAAGAGGACAAUCAAUUGGCAGGUGAUGAUGAAAACACAAAUGAGUUAGAAAGAGGUAGAGGGAAGCGAAAAAAGGCCGGUCUCAACCGCACACGACGCAGUGCUGAACCCAAGAAGCAGACUGUCUUUCGUUGGUCAUCAGUCAAACAAACCCACAUCCCUCAAGGAUGGAUCCUCCCCACAAGCUCCACCAACUCUGUGGCCACCAACUCUGUGGCCACCGACUACGAUUAUGCUCUUCUGGAGCUGAGACGACCUGUCAAUAAAAAGCACAUGGAACUCGGAGUGGCACCCUCUUCAACCUCCCUGGCCCGUAUCCACCUCUCAGGCUAUGACGCUGACAAAAGCCUUCUGGACGGGCGCGGAGACGAGAAGGUGGUCUACCGCUUUUGCUCAGUGGCAAAGGAGUCUGACGAUUUGAUGUACCAGCACUGUGACGCGCAGCCGGGCGCUACAGGCGCAGGUGUUUACGUUCGACUGAGACAGAAAGCGGGAGAUGCAGGCAGGAAAGGGAAGUGGCAGCGGAGGGUGAUCGGGGUGUACUCAGGCCAUCAGUGGGUGGACGUGGAGGGGGGCGAGCAGAGGGACUUUAAUGUUGCAGUGAGGAUCACUCCUCCCAAAUAUGCGCAGAUCUGCCACUGGAUCCAUGGAGAUCCCAAGCGUUGUAAAGAGGUUUGAACUACAGAGCAACACAUAUACAAAAGAAAAUGAUCUGUUGUCUCUUAGGAGGCUCAAAGAUCAGAGCAGAUAUGUGUAAAACUUCUAAGAAACAGUCUUAAGUAUCAUAAAUUUUGAUUUAUGAGUCAAAAAAUUCUUGGUGCAAGUAGGACUUACAGUAGACGCUUUGUAUAAAGAAGCUGAAAGUAACUUUUAGUAAAGUAAUUGUGAAAAGUGUAAUUCCCACAGUAAGUGUAGACUGCAGUGACUCUUGAGGACUACAAUUGUAAUGCCCUUCCUCUAGCACUGAAACAGCCAAUAGCACGCCUCCAAAGGUGACAUGUCAUCAUAUUAGUCAUCACAGCUUCAUUGCCAUCCUUAAGACUACACAUCAUUCAUUCAAUCUAACACUUUAUACACUUCAGUAUUUUGCAGCAUACAAGACAAAAGCUUAUAGAAGACGUUCAGUUAUGACUAUUUGGGACAUUAUUCAUAAGAAUCUUAUAUGAGUUCAAGAAUGAUAUAGUAAACAUUUUCAGUGAUGCUCAUCUAUGGAGGUCAUAUAAAAAAGUUUGUAUAUUAUUUAAAUACAUGUUUAAUUGACCUAGAAAUAAAGCAUUUCCUUCAUAAGUUUAUUGGCAUGUUUAUGUAUUCAGGAACAGUUUAAUUUGUUAUUUCUGUGUUUUGCUAUUCAUUGUCUUGGUAUUCACUCCUUGUACUCACAGCUUAGCUAAUAUAGUAAUUAUUGCACUUUUUUGUGAUUAAUUUACAGUAAAUGGGGGUAAUAUGAACAUUAGGAAGAAUCAGACUAAUAAGUGAACAUUUGAUUGUAUUCAUGCUGGAUCCAUCAUGUCAUGAACUUUUUCAUGUAAUAUAAGAGUGUGAGAAUUAGGACAGGUGUAUCUUUCGUUAAUUUAUCAUCAUACAUUUCCAGAAUAUGGUAAAUUUGUAGCCUCUGCAUCUGCAGCUCUGGAAUAAUUGGACAACAGAGAUCAAGACUUUUUAUUCUUAAUUGUAAGAAUUACAGCAACAUUUUUGAAUUUCAAGAUUCAGUAUUUAUUUUACUUUGUUUAUUUAGUAUAAAUAAAGUAUUUAAGACCAACAUUUUAUCCUGAGCAGCUUUAUACAUACCGGCUCAGGAAUGCUGAUCUGAACCAGUCUAUUUUGUCAUUUACUGUUUGAUUUAGAGACUGUAGGAAACCACAGGAAGCUCUAAUUACAUGUAAAAGAUGCAAAUCCAUUGUCACCUCUUCUAGAUACCACAGUGGUUUGUAUGUCUCUGAAACACUUAAGUUAUAUGCAUCUGUAAGUGUAAUAAUUAUCUAAAGGAAAAACAAAACCCUUCUCACGUAAACACCUUGCUGUGUAGUGUAGCCUGUUAGUCCUCAUUUCACUUCAUAUUUAAAGGGAAUAAUGUGUCCAAACAACAUAUGUAUGUGUUUUCUGAUGUUUGAAAACUGUUAAAAUACAAAUCUGAUAAUG